Molecule: messenger RNA, 513 nt
Organism: Symbiodinium sp. CCMP2456
Lineage: Eukaryota; Dinophyceae; Suessiales; Symbiodiniaceae
Source: the annotation of a GenBank genome assembly
GCCUCCGGCAUGCUCCUGCCCAACGGCAAGAAGCGCCCGACCCGUGGACCAGCAGCGAAGAAGCAAAGGUUGGCCGAGCAGGCCACUGAUGGAGGGAACGAGGGCAAUGGACCGAGUGCCAAACCAGUCCUGACCCCAUCCGAACUCGCUGCUGUCGCUGCUGCCCUCCAGAGCAGCUCGGACAGCGAAGACCAAGAAGAAGGGGCAGAAGAGGAGACUUGCACACGUGACGAAUGCGUGAUGCCCGUGGACCUUCACGAGCCUUUUGGAUGGCAUGAAUCAGAGAUUCCUCCUCCUCCUCCCAUUCUGAAGGCCCAGGGUCAAGUGACAGAGGGAUUGCCGAAAAGGAGAUUGCCACCACCGAAGACAAAGGCUUCGGUGGCUGCUGCGCCGAGUGAGCCUGCGAUUGCAGAGUCGCAGGAUGAUGAUGCCUACUGUGGCCCUGAAGAUGUGCCACCGCCCACUGAGGAUGUAAGCAGUGCCAGUGGGGAGGAGGGUGGCAGGGGGCAGAAG